Messenger RNA from Exophiala bonariae, 3606 nucleotides. RefSeq lists its product as uncharacterized. The record is from RefSeq and is a predicted model, not a curated record. Gene Ontology annotation, biological process: monoatomic cation transport; copper ion homeostasis. The transcript has a single exon. Gene Ontology annotation, molecular function: ATP binding; ATP hydrolysis activity; P-type divalent copper transporter activity. Bases 1 to 3606 code for a protein of 1201 amino acids. NCBI's taxonomy places the organism in Eukaryota, Fungi, Ascomycota, Eurotiomycetes, Chaetothyriales, Herpotrichiellaceae. Gene Ontology annotation, cellular component: membrane.
AUGUCCCUACUAGACGAUGGCGACCAGGGGUCGCUUAAUAAACCACAUCCUGCACAUAUGGCCACUACAACGUUAAAGGUGGAUGGCAUGACUUGCGGUGCCUGCACAUCCGCCGUUGAAUCCGCUUUCAAAGGCGUUGACGGUGCUGGCGCAGUCUCCAUCAGCCUCAUGAUGGGGAGAGCGGUUGUCCAUCAUGACCCAACUAGGUUGACUGCCGAAAAAGUGGCCGAAUUAAUUGAAGACCGCGGUUUCGAUGCCCACGUCCUGACGAGCGACCUUCCAAAUGCGCCUCUGUCCUCAAUUCAACCAAACCUGGUCCCAGAAGAAGCAGGAGCCAAGGUGACUGCAACUACAAUUCAAGUCGAAGGCAUGACCUGCGGUGCAUGUACUUCCGCGAUCGAGUCAGGAUUCAAAGAGGUUGCAGGUGUGAAGAGUUUCAGUAUAUCUCUACUUGCGGGUCGGGCGGUCAUUCAGCACGAUGCGAGUAUAAUUGACGCCGAUGCUCUAGCUGAGAUAAUUGAGGAUCGAGGGUUUGACGCAACUGUACUGGAAUCCAAAAUACAGAAUACCCUAAGGCCGAACUUGGCUAUUGGAACCGACAGUGAACCCACGUCGGCAACCUGGACGACCACCGUUGCCAUUGAGGGGAUGACUUGUGGUGCUUGCACUUCAUCAGUGGAAAAGGGUUUCAAAGACGUCCAAGGUCUCGUUCGUUUCAACAUAAGCCUUCUUGCUGAGCGUGCUGUCAUUUCUCACACUCCUUCGAUUUUGUCUGCAGAAAAGAUUGCCGAGAUAAUCGAGGACUCCGGCUUCGAUGCAAAAAUCAUCUCCUCAAAUCCGGAGACUUCCCUGCAUGGCUCCACCAGCACUUCUAUCCAGUUAAAGAUUUACGGCCUUUCUGAUGGUAAUGCCGCCACCAAUCUUGAGACUAAAUUGAGGUCCAAGAUCGGCGUGACAAAUGCCCUCAUUAGCUUGUCCACCUCUCGAGCGACUAUUUCCUACGACUCUGCCGUCAUCGGACUCCGCGUCAUAGUGGCAGUAAUUGAGGAAGCUGGAUACAAUGCGCUCGUUGCAGACUCGGAGGACAAUAACGCCCAGAUCGAAUCAUUGGCCAAGACUAAAGAAAUCCAAGAAUGGAAACGGGCUUUCUUGACAUCAUUGACUUUCGCUAUACCAGUCUUUCUGAUCAGCAUGAUUAUACCAAUGUUUCUCCCUGCCAUAAAUUUUGGUUCUUUCGAAAUCAUACCAGGUCUUUUCUUGGGAGAUGUUGUUUGCUGUGCAUUGACGGUCCCGGUUCAGUUUGGUGUUGGCAAGCGAUUUUAUAGCUCGGCUUUCAAGAGCUUAAAGCACAAAUCUCCCACCAUGGAUGUUUUGGUCGUGUUGGGUACUUCCACGGCUUUUAUCUUCAGUUGUUUCGCCAUGGUAAUCGCCAUCCUAAUUCCUCCUCACAAUAUGCCAGGAACCCUUUUUGAUACAAGUACCAUGUUGAUCACAUUCAUCACCUUGGGUAGAUGGCUUGAAAACCGGGCCAAGGGACAAACAUCGAAGGCACUGUCAGCAUUGAUGUCCCUUGCACCAAGCAUGGCCACAAUAUACGAAGAUCCUUUAUAUGCAGAAAAGCUGGCAGAUGACUGGGUCGCACCUACGUCGCCAAUCCUGGAGAAAACACCGACCAAAAAUUCCUUCAAGGAUGUACCUGAUCAGGCUUCGGGGCCUUCGGGCCCUUCUGCUGUCGAGAAAGUCAUUCCGACGGAAUUGCUUGAGGUCGGUGAUAUUGUCAUUCUCCGCCCCGGUGAUAAAGUCCCUGCAGAUGGGACCGUUACACGAGGCGACAGUUUUGUGGAUGAGAGUAUGGUGACGGGUGAAGCUAUGCCGAUUUCAAAGAAGAAAGGCAGUUUACUUAUCGCAGGUACUGUCAAUGGUGCGGGCAAAAUCGAUUUCAAGGUCACGCGUGCUGGGAAAGACACACAAUUGAGCCAGAUCGUGAAUCUUGUCCAAGAAGCACAAACAAGCCGAGCACCUAUUCAACGCAUGGCGGACCUCGUUGCAGGUUACUUCGUCCCAGUAAUCAUAGUUCUGGGAGUUGUCACUUUUGUCACCUGGUUCGUUCUCAGUCACACUAUGACCAAUCUCCCCGCGUUGUUCACCAAAGCACAAAGUGGUGGAAAGAUCAUGGUCUGUUUGAAGCUAUGCAUCUCUGUCAUAGUUUUUGCUUGUCCUUGUGCUCUGGGUCUCGCAACCCCAACUGCUAUCAUGGUGGGCACUGGCGUUGCCUCUCAACACGGCAUCUUAGUGAAAGGUGGAGCCGCUCUUGAAACAGCCACUCGAAUCACUCACAUUGUUUUUGAUAAGACUGGUACUCUUACUUUCGGAAAAUUGAAAGUCGCCGAUACACACCUUGAACCCAAAUGGGAUUCUAAUGACGUGCAAAGGAGAAUCUGGUGGACGCUAGUCGCGCUUACCGAAGCAGGCUCAGAACAUCCAAUCGCAAAGUCCAUUAUUCUUGCCGCAAGGACUUACUUACGGCUCAGUGAGGAAGAUCCACUGCCUGGUCAAGUUGGAACUUUUGGAGUGAGCGUCGGGCACGGUGUGUCCGCGGUCGUCGAUCUCGAAAACCCAGGGAAUCAAAGCAACCGGUACAAAGUUUACGUGGGAAACGCCGCAUUCCUGCACUCCAAAAAGAUUGAAAUUCCGGCAGACGUGGAGCAGGCAGUCAAUUCUGCCCUGUCUCCUAUCACGAAGACAAAGUCCAAAACUGGUAUCACUACCAUUUACGUCGCAAUCAACAAUGAAUACGCCGGUAUCCUCGACCUUUCCGACACGCUGAAACCUACCGCUCCAGCAGCCGUUGCAGCAUUGCACAAGAUGGGAAUCAGUACAUCGCUCAUCACCGGAGAUACGUAUAACACUGCCCUCAGUAUCGGGACCCUGGUCGGUAUCCCCAAAACUUCCAUCCACUCCUCGGUCUCACCAGGUGACAAACAAAACAUCGUUGCUGAGCUACAGUCCCAAGGUGAAGUCGUUGCCAUGGUCGGUGAUGGUAUCAACGAUUCACCCGCCCUUGCCACUGCCGACAUUGGUAUGGGUUUGGUAUCCGGGUCUGACAUUGCUGUCGAGGCUGCAGACAUUGUGAUUAUGCGUGCCGAUGACCUGCUGAAUAUACCCACUGCUCUGCACCUCUGCCGCAUCAUCUUCCGUCGUAUCAAAGUCAACCUCAUCUGGGCCUGUGCCUACAACGUCAUCGGCCUACCGUUCGCAAUGGGCGUUUUCCUCCCGCUUGGCUAUCAUAUGCCUCCAUUGAUGGGCGCAACAGCAAUGAUGUUUAGCAGUAUUUCCGUCACUCUGUCAAGUCUCACUCUACGAUGGAUAGGUAGACCUAAGUGGUUGACUGUGGAGACAAUGGAAUUGGAGAGCAGCAAGAUUGUCGUUCCAGUCCGUGGGCAAAGAAGGAAAAUCGGCAUCAUCGCCCGACUCCGCGCGACCGUCCUUGGCCUCAUGGACAUCGCAGUCAUGCUCAGAAACGGCAAAGGUUUCCGCGUUCGCAAGGGCGAGGAAGCUACACGUGGCAGUUAUGUCCCCCUGCACAAUGUCGACGAAGCCGUAUAG